Molecule: messenger RNA, 2479 nt
Organism: Candoia aspera
Lineage: Eukaryota; Metazoa; Chordata; Lepidosauria; Squamata; Candoiidae
Gene: TMX1
Product: thioredoxin related transmembrane protein 1
Exons: 8
Coding region: 36-908 (290 amino acids)
Cellular component (GO): endomembrane system
Molecular function (GO): disulfide oxidoreductase activity
Source: RefSeq, a predicted model, not a curated record
UUCCUGGCGCCCAGCCAAGCCGGAAGUGGCCCAAGAUGGUGGCGGUCGUUAGUCCCCUUCGUGCCUCCUCAGCGAAGCCGGCCUGGGUAGCGGCGGCGGCGGCGGCGGGGUUGCUGCUGGUGCUGCUGCUGAUAGGGCCGGGACCUGCGUUGGCCGGGCGGAAUCAAGUCAAAGUGCUGACUGACGGAGCGUGGCAGGAACUGCUGCAGGGCGAGUGGAUGGUGGAAUUCUAUGCUCCUUGGUGUCCGGCCUGUCAGAAUUUACAGCCAGAAUGGGAAAGCUUUGCCGAAUGGGGAGAGGAUCUUGAAGUGAACAUUGCCAAAGUCGAUGUAACAGAGCAGCCAGGACUAAGUGGAAGGUUUGUCAUAACAGCACUUCCCACCAUUUACCAUUGUAAAGAUGGAGAAUUUAGACGGUACCAAGGUCCCCGAACUAAAAGUGACUUUAUCAAUUUCAUCAGUGAACAAGAAUGGAAGUCUGUUGAGCCUGUCUCUUCAUGGCUUGGACCAUCUUCAUUUCUGAUGAGCAGCAUGUCUGCCCUGUUUCAGCUUUCCAUGUGGAUUAGGCACUGUCACAAUUACUUCACAGAAAAUCUUGGCAUACCGAACUGGGGAUCCUAUGCAAUUUUUGCGUUUGUAACUUUGUUUUCGGGGUUGCUGCUAGGGCUUAUCAUGGUGUUUCUGGCUGAUUGUGUGUGUCCCUCUAAAAAGCAAAGGCCACAGCAGCAUCCUUAUCAGAAAAACCUACUGGAACCUGCUCAGCAUUUGAAAAAAAAAAGUGAAGGGCCUGAUGGAGUCAAUCUUCUUGAUGAUGGAAUGGACCAUGGAGAGCCGAGGUGCCCUGUCCCUUCACCGAACCCUGUGAGACAGCGUGUCAUGAAACCUGCUUCCGAAGCAGAACAGUCAUAGCUCUCACCAGCCGGCUCACCUUCUGGAGUUCCUGAGUGGAUAACUGUUGUCCAGAUAUGCAGAUGGGCAGGGGAGGUAGGGAAGUCCUCCUCUUCCACCUCCCAAGAGAACUGAGACUCAGAAUCGUUUUGAGGUGGCGAAAAACUGUUUCUGAAUCUUUCAGUGGGACAAGUUUAAAGCAUGGUGAUGGACGUGCUUUAUGUGUCUCCCUGGGACAGGUCUGGGAGGUGCGAAGGGUUAAUUUGCCUAUGGGGCAGUGAACUCCAGAAUUUGGAUGAGUUCACAGGAACCAGUCUGCAGUGCUGGAUAGCAUUGGGCCCAAAAGCUGAUGAUCCUUCCUGCAGAAGCCUUUCUCUCCAGGUAGAAGUAACCUAGGAGGAAAAAGCUUUCUUCUGUACUUGUUUGGAUCCCAACUCAAGGGGCUGCUUCUUGGCUUGCUUUUACAGGUGCAAAAAAACCCCCCAAAAAACAAAAACAAAAAGCCUUUUUUCAUUCUGACUGAUAAUAAAAAAACGAUCUAGCUAAUUUUGGACUCCCUGGACGAUUUGAGGCCUGGGAUUUUUGAAUAGCAGCUGAUUCUCCCAAAUGCUUGGAUCCUGUGGCAAGAGUUUUUUGUUUUUGUUUUUUCAAAAAUUGCUUGUUCUAUGAGCUUGUUAUGUCAGAGACUAUUGUUCAAAAGUGAAAGAGCCCAAAGUAGCCCUUUUGCCUAGUCUGAACACUAGUGUGGUACAUUGUCCCCCACCCGAUCCUCAAUAUUGGAUUUUCUCCUCUUCGUGUGGUAGUUUUCCUCACUUCCCCUUUUGUAUCUCCUGUUUGUCGUACCAGAUUGAUGGAGAUGCCAUAUUCCAAACUUUGCCCAACAGUGUUGCUUGGUUGGCACAUCAAACUUCAUAGGCAACUAAUUGGCAAGAAAAAUAAGUAAUCAUGUAGAGUUAGUUUAGUUAUCUUGUUACUUAUUCUUAAUAGCUUAAAGACUAAGGCUUAGAGCUUCAUUAGAGAUUCCUGGAGGGCGGGAUGCCAUUGUUAGCCUAGUUUCCAAUUUCUUUCCCUGGUGGAAUUUUCUGUUUAGAUCUUUGAAUGAAAUUUCAUUUUUAUCAGUAUUUCAGGACAACGGAUUCUUGCAGCAGCUUCUGUCAGCAUCGCACAAAGCCAAGAAAUUCCAUCAGCUCUCAUUUUUUCAUGUACUGUAUUUCCAUUCCUCUUAGUUCUGUUUCCUAAGGCACAACGUUCUCAGAAAGGUUUCUGAUACUAGCUUUUUUUUUUUUUUUUUUUUGCACUCCAGAAAGUCACUUUAAGGACGUUUCAGCUUAAUGAAAAAUACUGCUUAAGGAGGAAGACUCAAGGGUCAUUUGACAUGGCUGGCUAGCCUGCCUUAGCCACCUGUUUCUUUGACAAAUCACAGGUUUUCUUGAUAAGUUUGAAAAGUUUUAGAAAAAUAGGAUAUUUCCCUGCAAAGGCAAUAGUAUAUGACUUUAGCUGAUAAUAGUAGGAUACAGUGCAGUUGGGAUAGUAUGAAGCAGGCUUAGAGCAGUUUGGUUUUGUAUCAAAGUAUCUCUUUUUCCCUCCUUAAA